Molecule: messenger RNA, 1434 nt
Organism: Trematosphaeria pertusa
Lineage: Eukaryota; Fungi; Ascomycota; Dothideomycetes; Pleosporales; Trematosphaeriaceae
Product: MFS general substrate transporter
Exons: 4
Coding region: 1-1434 (477 amino acids)
Biological process (GO): transmembrane transport
Molecular function (GO): transmembrane transporter activity
Source: RefSeq, a predicted model, not a curated record
AUGGCGGAACCGUCACUCUCAAACCUCGAGUCCAGUAGCGACCUCCCAGCCAAUAAUACCGAGAAACGUGACCACCCCACGAAAUGGCAUCGAUCUACCUUCUACAACAUAACCAUUCUAGGUCUAUGCAACUUCUCAGCGCCCGGAAUCUGGGGCGCGAUGAACUCGCUCGGAGCAGGAGGUCAAGCAUCUCCAGGGCUCGUCAAUGCCGCAAACGCACUUACGUUCUGCUUGAUGGUGGUGAGCUGUUACUUCUCGAGCGUGCUGGUGAAGUAUGUGGGGAUUAAGGGGGCGUUGGUGUUUGGGACCAUCGGCUACGCCCCCUUCGCAGCAGGCCUGUACACCAACAAUCGCUUCGGCACCACCUGGCUCACCCUCUUCGGCGCCGCCCUCUGCGGCAUCUCCGCAGGCGUCUUCUGGAUGGCCGAAGCCGCAAUCGCAAUCGCCUACCCCGAACCCUGGAACAAAGGGAAAGCGCUGGGUUACUGGCUCACGUACCGUCUCGCGGGGCAAAUCCUCGGCGGUGCCAUCAACUUAGGACUGAACGCGGACCGCAACCAAGCCGGAAAAGUGUCGUACACGGUUUAUCUGGUUUUCAUUGCGCUUCAGGCCGCGGGACCAGCAGUGGCCUUGCUGUUAAACAAGCCGAGCAAGGUGCAAAGGAAAGAUGGAAAGAAGGUGGAAUUGAAGAUUCUGCAAGAUCCGUGGUUUGAAAUCAAGGAGACGACGCGGCUAUUCUUCACCAAGCGCUUUCUCCUCACCGUGCUCUGGAUCGGCCAAGCCGUCUUCGCCGAAGCUGUAUUUUUCACUUAUCUGGCCUUGUGGUUCUCCGUCCGCGCCCGCGCACUCGGCUCCUUCGUCUCCGGCCUCGUCGCUGUAACCGGCGGCAACCUCCUCGGCUUCUACCUCGACACGCACCGCAUCUCCCUGCGCACCCGCGCCCGAGGCGCCUUCUCCUUCAUCGCUGUAUUCCAAGGCGCUUGCUGGAUCUGGGUCAGCGUCCUUGUAACCCGUUUCCGCGACACUCAACCCACGUACGACUGGGCCAGUCCCGGAUUUGGCAACGCCUUUGCCGUUUUCAUACUGCUCACCGCUUGCUUCCAAGCCAACUACCUAUUUUUAUAUUUCUUUAUUGCGAAUUUGGCUGAGGACGAGCCGCAGGUUAUUCGGUAUGCGGCGCUGUUGAGGGGCACCGAGAGUGCGUGGCAGGCCGUUAGCUAUGGGGUUACGAGUGUGACUGUUUUCGCCGAGGUGGGGGCUGUGUAUUGGAACUUUGCGCUUUGGGGUGUGGCGAUUUAUCCUGCGUGGCUGGUGCUCAGGCAUUUUGGGAAAGAUAAUGAGAGUGUGAUUGAGCAUCAUAGUGAUGGGAGCGGGAGUGAGGGGGUUGAGGUGGCCGUGCAGGUGCAGCAAGACGGGAAGGAGACGCUGGGUUGA